AUGGCUCUUUAUGAGGUUGGGGCCUGCACGGGAGAGAGGGGGCCCGCAGACGCUGCUAAAAAGACGCCGCCUCCUCGCUUCCCUCACCCCCACUUUUUUUUUUAUCUUUACAAUCCUCAGUCCAAACCUCACCCAAAGGUCUCUCCGAAAUCCAAGAAGAUUUUGGGCUGGGGGGACUUUUACUUCAAUGUGAGAACAUUAAAGUUCAGUCUUCUAGUGACCGGGAAAAUCGUGGACCACAUCAACGGCACGUUCAGUGUCUACUUCCGCCACAACUCUUCUCAUUUAGGGAACAUAUCGGUCAGUAUUGUUCCACCUUCGAAAGCUGUUGGGCUGGAGGUUCUGGAUCCAGGACUGCCAAGUAUUCAGACCAGGAAUUCGGUACUGUUACCAGAUCUGGCUUCCCCCUUGCAAUCCACAAGCUCCGCCUCUCCAGACAAGCACAAGCAGCAGCAGCAGGACUUAAUGGUGACGACUGAACUCAACUGCCGCAUCGAGUACCAGAGAACAAACCGGUCCAAGAAGACCAAGCCCUGUAUGUAUGACCCGGGUCAGACGUGCUACUCCGAAUUCUGUACCGGAAAGCGUUUUGUUUACAGCUACAGCUGGUGUGAAAAGCGCGAUCUAAACAAAGAUGUAUUGGGUUGUGGAACCGGUUAA
Messenger RNA from Hippocampus comes (tiger tail seahorse), 660 nucleotides. Its product is annotated as neurexophilin-4-like. Gene Ontology annotation, molecular function: signaling receptor binding. The record is from RefSeq and is a predicted model, not a curated record. Lineage: Eukaryota; Metazoa; Chordata; Actinopteri; Syngnathiformes; Syngnathidae. The transcript has 2 exons. The coding region runs from base 1 to 660 and encodes 219 amino acids.